CACCAAAGUUCCAAGGUUAUCAUUAAUAUUAUACUACACAAUACCAUUCAAGAAGACAAGACAUCAGUUAUGCCGACGAAACAGGAAUACCAACUUCAUCCCUGGGGCUGGGAGAAUGACCCUGAGGAGGAGAGCAUCAGGCUUUCUACCCUUGAUUACUUAGCUGCAUGCGUAUACAACAACUAUGCACUUUUCUUUAAAUUAGACGAUAGCGCCGACAAGACCAAGAUUGCCGAAGUUAUCAAAGAGGGUCUCGAACGGACUCUCGCUCAGGCCAGGCACCUAGUCGGUACUAUCGAGAAGAAUGAACACGGCGAUCAUUCUUUCGUUAAGAAGAAGGAUAGCACUGUCGGUUUCAUUGUUCAACACAUCGACGGACCUGAGGACGACUUCCCUUCCUUCUCCGAACUCGAAGAGGUCCACUUUGCCUCAUCGAAGAUCGGUGAUAAGAUCCCGACUUUAAGCUGGAACGGCCUCAUUUAUGGAGAAAGACCCGAAUGUCAUCCAGAUGCCAGCCCGUUUGUUUCGGCGUUCCAAGCUAACUUCAUUCCGGGCGGGUUAAUUCUCAACAUGCACUCUCACCAUUACGCCAAUGACGUAAUGGGCUGGGCCAGUGUAGCCCACCAACUCGCUGAUAACUGUGCUGCCAUUGUUAAUAAAACUCCAGCUCCGGGCUGGGAUAUGCAGGCGGUGCGUCAUACACGAUUUAUCGCAAAAGAGGUCCCUGAAGAGUCCAAAAUCGAUGGCCCUCCUGCACCUAGCCGUUACCCUCACCCACCAUCUGCAGCCAUGCUUCUCCACUUGCCGAAGAGCAAAGCGGCAGAGCUCAAGAAGCUCGCUAGCCCCACUGACGGUUCCUGGAUCUCGACUUAUGAUGCUGUUUCGGCUUUCCUAUGGAGAUACCUGUCAAAACAUCGUGCCACCCUCUACAAUGUAGAACCUCACGAGUCGAGCUUGUGGGGUGAGGCCAUCAACAUGCGCAAACGACUAAACCCACUUGAGCCCGAAAGAAUCCAGAGAAAUGUUUUCUUCGCCACAGUAUCGGCGACAGCGCCAACAAGAUGCACUAAUGCGGAGGUGAUUUCGGAGGCGCCCUUGUCAAAGCUUGCUUCGUACAUCCGCGGCUUGACCAAUAACAUGACAGAAGACGCAUUAUGUAAAGUAAUGGAUUCGGUAGCGCCUAUUCGCGACAAGACGUCCCUCUUUAUCCGCGUCGACUCAUUCCCGCCUUUGACGAUUAUCAUGACGGAUUGGCGUGAUACCAAGGUUACCGAAGCCGACUUUGGAUUUGCGCGACCGAAGGCAUUCAGGCACCUUUUCGCGAAUAAGAUAGACGAGGGAUUGGCCAUCAUCUACCCACCACGAUCGACUUCCAAUCCCGACGAAGGAUGCGAGUUCAUGAUUCCGUUUGAGAAGUCACUAGUCACGCAGCUGACUGAAGAUCCCGAGUUCAAGAAGUAUUUUGAACUUAGGGGUUAUGAGACGACGAUGGUGGAAGACGUUCCCGACACCGUGGCGGGAAAAAUCCAAUAAAAGAUUUAAAUUGCAUGAGAUCAUCGACGUCUAUGUGUUGGGAAAGGCUUGCAUGGGAUUGAUUUCAGUGGUGGAUUAGCGUAUGUAGUAUCAAGUAUGAAUAAAUCAAGUUCUUCCGCAUAGCAUAAAAACUAGGUACGCUACGGGCUGCAGGGCUACUAGAUAGUGCCCAGUCGUGACUAAGCCUUGCGAUUCGGGAAUGUCAGUAAUUAUUUCAAACAUCACUUUUGCGGAUGCAUGGCAGCGGCACGGUCGCGAACCGUUCUGGUCCCGAACCCUCGGGCCGUCCCGGCCGAGAACUGUGGACGAUCAGCCGAAGCCCUGGAGUCCAUCGGGUCGAUUAUCGAAAACCAUGGCAUUCGCGUGCAAGAUGCUGCCCAUCAAUAUCCACUGCUAUAUACAGGACGUUGGUAAGGGG
This is a messenger RNA of Annulohypoxylon maeteangense, 1951 nucleotides long. Its product is annotated as acyltransferase. NCBI's taxonomy places the organism in Eukaryota, Fungi, Ascomycota, Sordariomycetes, Xylariales, Hypoxylaceae. The record is from RefSeq and is a predicted model, not a curated record. Bases 70 to 1533 code for a protein of 487 amino acids. The transcript has a single exon.